Messenger RNA from Brassicogethes aeneus, 1327 nucleotides. NCBI's taxonomy places the organism in Eukaryota, Metazoa, Arthropoda, Insecta, Coleoptera, Nitidulidae. The record is from the annotation of a GenBank genome assembly.
ACGCCGUCUACGUUGAUUUGCCAGUCAUCGUCGGUUUGCUAAUAAAUUUGUCAAAUUUGAUAUUAAAAAUGUCCCAAAUGGAGCCUGAACGUGAGAUGGGCCUUCAAGAUUAUAGAAAGAAAUUAUUGGAACAUAAAGAAGUGGAAUCUCGCUUAAAAGAAAUGAGAGAACAAUUAAAAGAUUUAACAAAACAGUAUGAUAAGUCGGAGAAUGAUUUAAAGGCUUUGCAGAGUAUGGGCCAAAUUGUAGGGGAAGUCUUAAAACAGUUAACUGAAGAAAAAUUCAUUGUAAAGGCAACAAAUGGUCCUCGUUAUGUCGUGGGGUGCCGCAGACAGUUGGACAAAGCUAAAUUAAAGGCAGGGACCCGUGUAGCUUUGGAUAUGACCACUUUAACCAUUAUGAGAUACUUGCCAAGAGAAGUUGAUCCGCUAGUCUACAACAUGAGUCACGAAGAUCCAGGAGAUGUAACUUAUUCUGCUAUUGGUGGUUUAUCAGAACAAAUCAGGGAAUUGAGAGAAGUCAUUGAACUUCCUUUGUUGAACCCUGAAUUGUUUAUGAGAGUUGGGAUUACUCCUCCAAAAGGUUGUUUAUUAUAUGGACCACCAGGUACUGGUAAAACUCUUUUGGCCAGGGCUGUAGCCUCUCAAUUGGAUGCAAACUUCCUUAAAGUUGUAUCUAGUGCAAUUGUUGACAAAUACAUUGGAGAAUCUGCCAGGCUUAUCAGAGAAAUGUUUAACUAUGCCAAAGACCAUCAACCUUGCAUUAUUUUCAUGGAUGAAAUUGAUGCUAUUGGUGGAAGAAGAUUCUCUGAGGGAACAUCUGCCGAUCGUGAGAUCCAACGUACCCUCAUGGAGCUGUUGAACCAGAUGGAUGGUUUUGAUUCUCUUGGUCAGGUUAAAAUGAUCAUGGCUACAAAUAGACCUGACACUUUGGACCCUGCUCUUUUGCGUCCAGGCCGUUUGGACAGAAAAAUUGAAAUUCCACUUCCCAAUGAACAGGCUAGAUUGGAAAUUCUUAAAAUUCAUGCUGGUCCCAUAGCCAAACAUGGUGAAAUCGAUUAUGAAGCAAUUGUUAAGUUGUCUGAUUCUUUCAAUGGUGCAGAUUUAAGGAAUGUUUGUACUGAGGCAGGUUUGUUUGCAAUCAGAUCAGAAAGGGAAUAUGUUGUUCAAGAAGAUUUCAUGAAGGCUGUAAGGAAGGUGGCAGACAACAAGAAGUUAGAAAGCAAGUUAGAUUAUAAACCAGUAUAAGGCAAUUAAUGAAUUUUGUACUUCAUAAAUUUUAAUUAUAAGUAAGUUUAAUAUAAUACAUAAUUUCUUUUAAAAGAAUA